This is a messenger RNA of Parnassius apollo (apollo), 273 nucleotides long. The record is from the annotation of a GenBank genome assembly. NCBI's taxonomy places the organism in Eukaryota, Metazoa, Arthropoda, Insecta, Lepidoptera, Papilionidae.
AUGUAUAGUGGCACAUCGAAUAACCGUCAAUAUAAUUUGAAAUCAUCCAAAAAUCUUGAUACUAGCUUAGAUGAACAAGGCCCCGGCUACAUCGAAUGUUUAGAAAAUACUGAUUUCGCAUGCGAACCUGAUUCAAAUGAAAAUGUACAAACCAAUUUGAUUGAAAAUAUAAAUGCUCCAGAUCAUAGUAUUCCAGCAUCCAGUGCUAUAGAAAAUUGUUUGAAAAACGAUGCAAAUAUUACUGAUAUUAAUGGUGAGAAUAUAUUUGAAUGA